CAGACUUAUACCCACACAUUUACACACACACACACGCACAUAUACAUACAAACAAACACACGCGUACAUUAUUAAUUACAAACAACAAGAAGGAAUGUAACGACAACUGCAGGAUUUGAACCUGCGUCUCCUCGUUCGCAUGGAUGUACGGAUACCUUGAGCCGCUUGUCUAUAUUUGGCCUGGAGAAUGGCUGUACGCCACAGCAUCCUGUACGUGAGGAUCGGAGAAGCUAAAGAAUUACCCCCCAAAGACUUGUCAGGAGUCAGUGAUCCCUACUGUGUGAUAAAGAUAGACAAUGAACCUAUUGCUAGGACAGCCACCGUCUAUAAAACGUUGUGUCCAUUCUGGGGUGAGGAGUACAAGAUGCAUUUGCACAGUGACUUCUAUGAUUUGAACCUGUAUGUCUACGAUGAGGACCGACUGGGGGAAGAUGAUAUUAUUGGAAAAGUAACCCUUUCCAGAGAUGCCAUAGCAACCGGAAGGAAAGCUACAGAGAUGUGGCUGCCACUCACCAAAGUGAACAAAGCUGCUGAAAUCCAGGGGGAGAUCCUGAUCGAGAUCGAGAAAAUCCGAGACGUUGUGAGACAAGAGAAUACACUCCGAGUGACUGUGAUGGAGGCAAGGGAUUUGGCACCAAAGGAUAUGUUUGGGAGUUCGGAUCCAUUUGUAACUGUUUCCUUCCUGGAACAGAGUAAAACCACAUCGACACAGAAGAAGACCAGGUUCCCCAGUUGGUACGAGACAUUCGAGUUCAACAUGCCAUUGUCCUGUCCUCCAAAGACUGUUAUUGAAGUGAAACUGUGGGACUGGGAUAGAGUGAGCAGCAAUGAUUUUCUUGGUGAGGUAAACAUUAACUUCCGGAACCUACCUGAUGGUUGCAAAGUGAAGAAAUGGUACAGACUGAUGCCUCGACCACCUCACAUGGAAAACAGAAGUGCUGGGGGCGAUCCGAUGUUCCCAAAGCCAGCUCCUAACCGGGGCAGUGUCCGCAUAAAGGUCCACCUCAUACAGGAAACAGUGUUACCCACAUACAGCUAUGGCACACUGCGACACAUUCUCACAGAUUCAGUUCUGCCAAAGGGUACAGAAGCACCAGAUCUCAGUGCUGUCCACUUGUUGGAAGAAAUCAGUCGCCUUGACCUCAAUGAAAUGUCCAACUGUCUGGUCAGACUUUAUUUAAACGAGGGACUCAUCACAGAAUAUUUGACGGCCAUCACAGCAGAAGAGGUCAAGAACACAUCUGAUCCCAACACACUGUUCCGAGGGAACUCCCUAGCUACGAAGUCUAUGGACCAUUUUAUGAAGGUGGUGGGUCUUCACUAUUUACAAGAGACGAUGGGCCAUGUGAUAGACCAAGUGUAUGGCGACCGAAGAAUAGUGGAGCUGGACCCAACGAGGGUUGAUAGUAUCAAAAGGCGCCACUGGUCCAGCAUAAAAGAGUCUAACGGCCACGUCCUGGAGCACAGCAAGACAGCCGUCACUUGUUACAUUACCAAUAUUAUGGAGGCCAUCCUGAACUCCCACAGUAAAUGUCCAAUUCUGAUGAGGUUGGUCUUUAAACAUCUCAAGGAACAAGUUCAAAACAAAUGGCCCACAGGGAAUGAAGAGAAUAUGGAUUAUGCCUACCAUGCAGUCAGUGGGUUUCUCUUCUUGCGGUUCUUCGUUCCGGCCAUAUUGUCGCCAAAGUUGUUCCUGCUCCAGGAACACCACCCGGAUCGGAAAGUCAGCCGGACGCUAACUCUCCUUGCAAAGGUAACCCAGACCAUUGGUAACCUCUCAGAACCUGUUGGUAAAGAGCAAUGGCUCCAACCUCUCCAUGACUUUGUACGAGAAAAGAUUGAUGAUGUUCGGACAUUCAUUGACACACUAACAGACAUCAGCACAGACAACACACUUAGAUACUUCCCGAACCGACAACCAUUUUACUCAGGGGUCAUCUUAAAAGAGGGAUACCUCCACAAAUGUCGAUACUCUUCCAAAAAAUUGCUCAACCGGCUAUCAUUCUCCUUCUCCUUCAAGCCACAAUAUUUCUGGCUUACCUACAAAGAACUGCGCUAUUCUCCUCUUCCAGAGAGUAAGGUGCAGUCUGUGAAACUAACGGACCAAAUUUGUGCGGUGGAGCGUCUAGAUUACAGUGCAUUUGGCAAAGAUAAUAUCGGUCAACUGAUAAGCCAAACACCUGACAAUGAACUGGAAAUUCUGUAUUUCCAAGCUAAGGACAUCAAUGACCUCUAUUCCUGGCUGUCGGCAAUCCGAAAGACUUUCUCGGCCAACAAACAGCAGCUAAAGACUUACCAUCCGGGAAUCUAUCGUAGAAAUAGGUGGAGCUGCUGUCACAGAAUCGACACAGACGCUGUGGGAUGCAGCCCCACCCACAACAAGGUUACACUACAAGAGUGGAUGGACCCUAUCGACUGUGACAUGGAGGCGCAGACAGUGUGUAGCCAGCUGAUAGCCCGACAGACACAACUACAACAUAUCAUUCAAGACACUGAGGAAAAAGCACCACAAGUGGGGAAGCAAGCUUCAAACAGGCAAGGGGCCGGUCCAGCCCCUCGCAAGUUGAAUAAAAACAUGGCCAAACAGCUACUUGAGAUCUCGGAACAACUACAUCUGAUGCAGCAGGCAAUAGACGAGCCAUCAAAGGACCCAAAAUAGUUAUUGUGAUAACGAGGGAGGUCCUGCUGGGAAUGGGGGUGACCGUGAUGGUGGAGCAGUGGGGCCGGGGCUUUCAGAGGAGAGAUAAUGUGCCACUCUCACUCCUUGCCAACAUUCUCUUAAUUGCUCAUCACAAACUCCACAAUCAAACCUCUUAUGCAUUAUUCUUGUGUGUGUAUGUGUCCAUAUGUAUGUAUAUAUGUAUGUGUGUGUAUAUAUAUAUAUAUAUACA
Molecule: messenger RNA, 2891 nt
Organism: Octopus sinensis (East Asian common octopus)
Lineage: Eukaryota; Metazoa; Mollusca; Cephalopoda; Octopoda; Octopodidae
Product: rasGAP-activating-like protein 1
Exons: 20
Coding region: 188-2659 (823 amino acids)
Biological process (GO): regulation of GTPase activity; intracellular signal transduction
Source: RefSeq, a predicted model, not a curated record